Molecule: messenger RNA, 2122 nt
Organism: Ceratitis capitata (Mediterranean fruit fly)
Lineage: Eukaryota; Metazoa; Arthropoda; Insecta; Diptera; Tephritidae
Product: glycoprotein-N-acetylgalactosamine 3-beta-galactosyltransferase 1
Exons: 5
Coding region: 130-1224 (364 amino acids)
Cellular component (GO): membrane
Molecular function (GO): N-acetylgalactosaminide beta-1,3-galactosyltransferase activity
Source: RefSeq, a predicted model, not a curated record
CUUUGUGAUUGUAUAUUAAAAAAUUUUAAUUAAAAUAUCGUUGCUCACCACUUAAAAGCACCAUAAAUUAUCCCUUGUGAUGUGCUGCAUCUUGAAUAUUACGCCAGUCAAAGAGAAGCUCUCACCAAAAUGUUUCGUCAAAAUAUAUCGAACCACUUUCGACCGUUAUUAAUGUUGGUCGUCGGACUCAUAAUCGGCUUUUCCUUCUCGCAACAACUACGCAAUACAAAUUGUGGAUUCCGAUUGGGCUUUCUUAGGGGCAGCUUUUCCGCACGCGAAGAAGAAUACGACAGUCAUGCGUUAACGCUAUUACCAGCCGAAGAAGAUGAACUACUCACGCGAACUUAUACGAAUACAGCGGAUAACAGUACAUUAGCGGCACAAUUGUAUAAUGAAACGCGUGUACUGUGCUGGGUACUCACGAGUCCAGCGAAUCAUGCCAAGAAGGCGAUACAUGUUAAGAAGACAUGGGGUAAACGUUGCAAUCGUUUGCUGUUCAUGAGCUCGGAGGCGAAUGAAGAAUUGGGCAGCGUGAAAUUGCCGGUGAAGGAGGGACGUGGCAAUUUGUGGAAUAAAACGCGUGAGGCCAUGAAGUAUAUAUACGAUAAUCACUUUGAUGAAGCCGAUUGGUUUAUCAAGGCCGAUGAUGACACUUACGUCAUUGUGGAAAAUCUGCGCGCCUUUUUGUAUCCCUACGACAGCAAGGCGCCCGUCUAUUUCGGUUGCAAAUUUAAGAAAUUCGUGAGACAAGGCUACAUGUCUGGUGGCGCUGGUUAUGUGCUGAGCAAAGAGGCUGUGCGCCGUUUCAUGGUAGACGCAUAUCCGAAUGACAAAAUCUGUCGCAAGCGCUCGGGUGGUUCUGAGGAUAAAGAAAUGGGCAUCUGCUUGCAGAAUGUUGGUGUGGUGGCUGGUGAUUCACGUGAUGAACUGAAACGUGGUCGUUUCUUUCCAACCGGGCCGCAAGGGCACAUCAUACCCAAGAAUAAGUCAGUUUGGUAUUGGCAUUAUAUAUUCUACAAGACGGAUGAUGGCCUCGACUGUUGCUCGGAUUAUGCUAUAUCCUUUCACUACAUACAACCAUCCUAUAUGUAUGUGCUGGAUUAUCUGAUAUAUAGCUUACGCCCAUUUGGGAUUUUCAAACAGAUCGAAGCACUGCCUGCGAAACGUAAUAUGACUGAUUUGUUAGAAAAAUGGCGAACGGAAGAGUCCGAUAAUCCUUUAUGAGUACUUACUUAUAUCUAUAUGUAUAUUUGUUAAUUUUAUUUAUCAUAAUAUUUAUCAUUAUAUGAGUUGUUAGCAAUGCGUUUCGUACAGCAUCCAACCAUUAAAGAAAUUUAAUUUUUCUAAUUGCGGUCGGCUUUAGGUAGGGAAGUCUCAAACUCUCUGUUAGGAAAUAAUGAGCUUCUCAUAAAAAUCCUUUGACCGUUCGGCGGUGGCUUUGAAAAAGCUUUUGGUGCCUCUAUUUGUUGGAAAAACAGCAAGACUCAAAAUUACAAAUUAUAUUAUAUAUAUAUAUGUUAUAUGCUAUAUAACACUUUGUAGUUUAACUUCAUUUUAAUAAUUUCAUAUUUUAAUAUAAUAUAAGUUCAAGUCCACCAGUGUUACUAUUAGACAAAUUAUAUAUAUAUAUAUAAAUUUUUUUUUUAAAUACUUACUAUUGAGCAAAAAAAUUUUUGUAAAUAAUUUUACACAUGUAUGUAUAAAUUGAAAACAUUUCUCUAACGAAAGUGAGACGAUUUUUCAUUUAGCCCCAAAUACAAUUUUAAGGAUUUUCAUUUAAAAAAAGAAAGGAGAGGAAAACCCUUAAAUUUUAAAACUUUUUACUUUGGUCGAGCUUUUUAGUAUUUUUUUAUUCAGUUUCGUAUGCAGAUUUUAGUAUGUUUGAACAUUUUUAUUGUUCGAUUUCAAAAGCUGCGUUGUCAGUUUCGCCCAAAAAAAGCUUUUCUAGCGCUUUUUUUUUCGUUCUAUUUUAUACUUUCAUGAAACUAUUUUUUUGCAAACAAAACAAAAUAAUAACAAAAUAAAUCGCAUGCAAUAUUUAUUCUGCUCGCCUUGUUUUUUUCGUUUUUUUUUUUUCAAAAAUGAUUAAAAUUUAGUAGCAUGAUACAAAAAAUAAGGUAAU